Messenger RNA from Colletotrichum phormii, 509 nucleotides. RefSeq lists its product as uncharacterized. The transcript has a single exon. NCBI's taxonomy places the organism in Eukaryota, Fungi, Ascomycota, Sordariomycetes, Glomerellales, Glomerellaceae. The record is from RefSeq and is a predicted model, not a curated record. The coding region runs from base 79 to 354 and encodes 91 amino acids.
CGCCUGGCGCGGGAUAAGUAGACGAACAGAUCACUGGUGUGAUGUUUGUGAGAAGGCUGUACGAGGCCAAGUGUCGUGAUGCAGAUAAGCUCUGCAGAGGUUUAUGCAUUAGGCUUAUCUUCCAUGUCCCUCUUUCUCUAUCUGUCCUCUUGUCAUUGCUUGUGUGCUCUGUGUUCCUGUGUACACAUCCGACGAACCGCAUGGCGCGUGGUCUCUUUUUUUGUGGUAGGUUUUCACAUGCCGCCUUGGUACACACGUACACGCGGGGACACAACCUUAUUGCGAGGUAAUGCUCUCCUCAAGUGUACUAUGGCCGAAAAGACUCACAUCCGUCUGUCGUACCCUCUCUCAUAGAGAUAUAGACUCAUAUUGCCCUCAUUUCCAUGCUUGACUUCAACGGUAUUAUUCCGCGCAAAGGGUGUCCGAAAAGGUGUCCAAAAGCAGCGUCGUCACCAAGAACCCGACCCAGUGGGAUGGCGGGGCAUUUCAGUUGUCUCCAGGCUCCAGCU